GACAUUGAUCCGCCCUGAGAGAGGAUCAAGUCAUCAGAGAGAGAAGGCGGAUCAAGUCAUCUAUACAUUACCUCGGCGUCCUUUUGUUGACGUUUGGUGUUGGCGCUUCGAGACACCUGUUGGAGGGUGGCAGCAGGUGUGUGGCAGGUGUGGCAGAUGUAAGGGACCAUUCUGCCAUUGAGUGAGAGAGGAUGGGAAGAGAGAGAGAAUGCGAGUGAAAAAGAGACCGUGAAGGAUGUCAUUACUUCCUUGAUCGAUAAAAAGUGAGAAAGAGACCAAGUGAGAUCAGUACAGAAGAGAAAGACAAAGAAAUCCAGAUGUGAAACCAAGAACAAAAGAAAAGAAAAAACACAGACAGCUAAUGUAAAUACUCAAGAGGAAGCAGGACAAAUUGACAGAAGAAAACCCAAACAAACCCAGAUGCAUAAGUGAGAACAAAAGAAAACACUGACAAAGGAGAGAAAGGGGACGACUCGAAGAUGCCACGGUAGAGAGAGACACCCCAGCCUGCCUCCUGUGUUCCAGCACCGCCAGUAGGGGAGAGGGAGCACUAUGCCCUCCCUCCUGGCCUGCUUCGGGUGUGGGGGCCGAAGGGAGAGCGAUGACAUCACCACCCUCGACUACUGCCAUGCCUCCCUCACUGAUGUCCCCUCUGACGUGUUUGCCUGCGAGCGCACCCUGGAGGAGCUGUACCUUGAUUCCAACCAGCUGAGGGAGUUGCCGCGCCAGCUGUUCUACUGCCACGGCCUGCGGGUGCUGGGCCUGAGUGACAAUGAGCUGACAGCGCUGCCUCCUGCCGUGGCCUCUCUCAUCAACCUCACCAACAUUGACCUCAGCAAGAAUGCCAUCUCGGACAUCCCAGACAACAUCAAGGGGUGCCGUCACCUACUGGUGGUGGAUGCGAGCAUCAACCCUCUGUGUCGCCUGCCAGAGGGUUUCACUCAGCUACCCAACCUGCAGGAGCUGUACCUCAAUGACACCUUCCUUGAGUAUUUGCCAGCAAGCUUUGGUCGGCUGUCACGGCUGCGGAUCCUGGAGCUGAGGGAGAACCAGCUGAACACACUACCUAAGACCAUUGUGCGUCUCACCAACCUCCAGCGGCUUGACAUUGGGCAGAACGAUUUCUCUGAGCUGCCUGAGGUGAUCGGCAGCCUGGCCAACCUGACGGAGCUCUGGUUCGACAACAACAAGGUGAAGUCACUCCCUCCACUGCUGGGCCGCCUCAAGAAGCUGGUCCACGUUGAUGCCUCCAAGAAUAAGGUGGACUGGGUGGCAGGUGACAUAGAGAGUUGCACAUCCCUUACUGACCUCCACCUCUCCUCCAACCACCUCAAGGAGCUGCCGGAGAAGCUGGGUGGAUGCAAGCAGCUACAGGUCCUCAAGCUGGAUGACAAUGCACUCACCCACUUGCCAGAGUCCAUUGGGGGCUUGGCGGAGCUGCAGGAGUUAGUGGUGACGCAGAAUGACCUGGAGACCCUGCCUGCCUCCAUGGGUCUCCUCCGUGCCCUCCACACUCUCCACCUGGAUGAUAACUUGCUUACUGAGUUGCCACCUGAGCUUGGGUCAUGCUCCAACCUGACGGUGCUGACGGCUGCCUCCAACCGCCUGACAGGUGUGCCCGCUGAGCUGGGCCACCUGCCCCACUUGGCUGUGCUCAAUCUCUGUGACAACCUCAUCCCUCACCUGCCUGUCUCUCUCACCAAACUCAAGCUGCGUGCAUUGUGGCUAUCAGAGAAUCAGAACAAGCCUCAAGUGCAGCUGCAGUCCGAGACUCUGCCAGAGACAGGCCAGAGGGUCCUCACCUGCUUCAUGUUGCCCCAGCAGCCUAGGUGUCACCAGCCAGAGACUGUUGUGGAGCCUGACACCUUCCCCGGCCAGGGUUGGGACGAGCAGCGCAGGGCCAAGACACUCAUCAAGUUUGCUUUUGAUGGGGAUGUGGACAAGCCUGGCCGCCUCACCCGCGCUCCUACACCCUACCCCAAGGAGCUCAAGGCCCUGGCCAAGCACGCCCGCAACCUACACAGCCUGCAGAAGGACUCGGCAGCAGGACGGCAGUUUGUGGUGGGGAAGAGCCAGGAGUCAUCCAAGAGUCCCACAGCUUCCUCAGCCUCCGUUGUCCAGCCCACAAAGGAUGAGGUGUCGGAAACAGACCUGGCAAGGAAGCCCAGCGCAUCCGUACAGCCAUCUCACCAUGGCCUCAAUCAGGCAAAGGAGAGAAGAAAGGAGGAGGAGGAGGAGGAAGAAGAGGAAGAAGAAGGUCCUGCUCCUCCACUAGCCGUCAUGGAAUUGCCUGCCGAGGAGCGACCACUUCUGCGUGAGGCGAGAAACGUACGGAACUCCCACCUUGCAGCUCAGAACACCUCCCUGUCUGCAGCGCCUGAUGGGGGAGAGGGAGCGGGUGCCAGGCUAGUCAAUGGCACCAGCAGGAAGUCACAGCAGGAGCAGCCAUACGCCAUUGGGGAUCGGAAGGUGUUUGGUGUGGCUCAGGUUGUAACGACAAUACCAGCACAGGACAAGGUGACGAGCAGUGAGGCAGGGCGAGCAAGCAUAGAUGAAGCCCCACCAGGAGUGCCACCACAGCCCCCUCCUUCCACCCCCACACAGGAGGCCCUGGCACCUGCCACUGAUGACCUCGCAGCUGACCCUCAGGACAAGCGGAUCAAGAAGCCCCCUCCUUACCACAUUGCUGCGGUGAUGUCUCGGCACGCAGCGGACUUCAGUGAGCCAGGCGUGGAGGCACCUGUCAGCCGGCCACUACAGGCCAGUACCACCACCACUGCCACUACCAUCAUCACCGGCACCACCACACUAGCAGCAGCAGCACCUGUGGUGGAGGACGAGAACAAUGACACCAGCAGCUCCAGUGACAGCGGCUAUGGUAAUGGCAAAGCCUCCACCCAGCAGACAGGUGACGACCCAGUGUGCAGUGACAGGAGCAGCCUUACCACACCAUCCUCCCCUCACAAUCUCACCGACUCAAACUUCUCCAUGCCAUCCACCCCAUCAUCUCCACCUGGCUCCCUUAACCUGGCCUCUCCACAAUCCACGUCCAGAUCCUUCAUGCCUUCCUUAUCCACCACCUCACCCCACCGGCCUUCCUCGCUCUCUGUCCCUCCCCCAUCCACAACCAUCCCUUCACAUACCUCACCUGCAUCACCAUACUCUCCCUCCACUGCUGUCACAUCCCAGAAAUCUUUCCCCAUGCGGCCACUUGAUUCACAGUACUCUGGCCUCACCAAGACGGCAUCCAGGCCUGCUUCUAUUGCCACUGGGGCACAGCUGGAGCCCUGCAUGGGUGGCCCUGCCCAGCGCCCAGGCUCCUUGGCACUGGGGGCACUGGCAGACUCAGCACUCCUCAACCGUCUGCCUCAUGACCAAAGACCAGGUUCACUAGCGGCCCCCAUCAACACACUUGGAAUCCCGCCUCCACCAGCUCGUGCAGUCUCCCAUAUGGGUCUGAACACAGUGGCUCCCCCCAGGCCAGUGGACCACAGCAUCUUCCGUAGUCAGGAUCUGGGGCGGACCACAAAUGGGGGAUGGGACCACCGGGCCAACCAGCGCCAGGAGAGUAAUGGCCUUGUCUCCAUCAUUGACCAGGUGACCAGCAGCUUGCUAGAGCAUGGGGACAGUCCACCCCCCAAGACCCUGCCUAGUGACAUGGCCAGCCCCAGCACACCCAUCAAGACCAACUCAUCCUCCUACUCACAGCCAGGACUAGGAGGCAAGAACCAGCCUGAAGUAACAGUGCCGGCCAACGCCAGUGCCUCCCACACCUACCAGACCACCAGCAGCACCUACACCGCCACCAGUCGUUCUGUUGGCCCCACAAACUUCACCCAGGACCAGCCACGGGGUGAGGUGCUUCACCCCACCCCUCACCGCCCCAGCCUCCUCUCUCCCUCAGGCUCCCGGCCAUCGCAUGACACCUUGCAGGAGUCCCCAUCUGCGCAUGAGCCCCACAGUGAUGGCACGGGGUCACACUCAAAGGGAGGUCACAUCACUAAUGAUCUGGUAAAUAAUAUUAACCACCCAGAGACCUCUGUGAUGUCCCAGAAGCCUGCCUCAAAGCUCCCAUCAAGGAUCCCAGCACUGGGGAUGAAGGCCCCCCACAGAGACCCCCUCUCCCCUAGUCAGGCCCCUAUGCCCCACACAGACUCCAGGAUCCCCACCACCCCACAGGACGGUGUGCGCCACAACUCAGGCAGCCCUGAGUCACAGCUGCCCACCACCUCCCGCCUGCAGACCCCUGGCAGCAUAGCACGGAGCCCGGCUAUCCAGGAGCCAAAACUGACCCCAGACACCAAGAUCCCCUCCAUGACUUCCCCCACCAGUCCCCAUGACAGGCCAGCACCUGGGGAGUCCAGAAUACCCACCCUGGGAAACAUUGGCCGCAGCCCUAGUGGCCUGGCCAAGGAGGUUCAGUCACCCCAUGACUCACACAAGGUGGAGCACCACUCAGUAAAUGAACAACACAAUGAGUCAAGGAUCCCAAUGAUGAGUCCGUCUGGCCAUACCCCCGAGCCACACCACAGCAAGAUAGGGCGGCCCAGCCCUGGUGAGGCAGGCCGGUAUGGCAGCCAGGCCAGACCUCUCACUUCGGGACAGGCAGUUGGCGGGGCAUCGGGUAUCCCCACCCUGGCCUCACAGGGGAGGAGCAACAGUGGUCUGGGCUCUAACCUCCCCAGCCCUGGAGGAUUGGGAGUGAAACUCAAUACCAGCAACAGCUCCCAUGGGCACCCCAAGACUCCCACCAGUGGAGGAGAGGGAGGGCAGGCACACCACUCAAAGAUCCAGUCACCGGUCUACUCAAGCGGCAUCCGUCCACCGUCCAUCCACUCACCUAGUCAGCAACAACAGCAGCAGCAGCAGCAGCAACAACAACCACACACCCCCAGGGGAUACUCAUCCGGCAUCCGCCCGCCCACCAUCAAUGCAGCCAUCAACACCCCAGGCAUCCCCAUCCCCUCUCCCUUGGGGACACCCGGCUCACGCAGCUCAGUCACCUCCACUGGGUCGGCUUCACGCAUCCCCUAUGCUGCUGGUGCAUCAUCCAAGAUCCCCGCCCCAGGCACCAACAAGCACCGUGUGUCACCCUCCUUCGGCCAGUCCCCAGAUGCUGCCAAGGGCAACCACUCGGCCUGGAUGUUUGGCCAGCACAAGAAUGCCCGAGUGGUAUGUCAGAAUUUCCCGGUAGUGAUCGAGAAGAACCCUGACCUGGGAUUCACGAUUGGACAGUCCCAUUCUGACCCAGACGACAAGAGCAUCUACGUGACCAGUGUGGUGGGUGGUGGGGCUGCCUCCUCGGCCCUCAAGGUGGGGGACAAGCUGCUACAAGUGGAUGGCGUGGACUUGCGCACAGCUGAUCUGCCCACGGCCAUGUCCAUCCUGAACAAGACCCUCAGUACUGUCAGUCUCAUGGUGUCCCGCGUGCAGUGAGAACCAGAGACUAACCAACUUAACACUUCAAAAAAACAGACAGAAAUAUAGAUAGAAUUACACAGACAAGGAACUCUUCAUACAAAGAUUGGAAAUUUACUUACUAAUCAACUGAAUACUUACUCUUUUUAAGAAUUACAGACAGAAAUACAGGAAGAGCUACACAGACAUGGAACUCUUCAAAGGUCAUACCAUCAACCAAAUGAUUAUUACUCCAAGAUUGACGUGGUAUUCCAUUAUAUUCCUCUCACUGUAUAAUUUUAUGUUUAUUGGUUUGAACAGCUCCCAGCCCAGAGUGUAACACAAGGGAAAUUUCCUAAGUUGGGCAUUACAGCUUAUACAGUUUAUACAUUCCUUGUGGUUGAAAUGAGGUUGUAUUCCAUUAGAACUACAGCAAAAACUCUUAGUUAGUUUUGGAAGUAAUUUCAUAUACAUUCCAAAAGUAUCAUUUCCAUUCCCAUGUUACUUAGAGAAGCAUUACACACAAAACAGUUGCAACAGUCAGCACAAAGCAUCUCAGUGUUCAUGUAGUGAGUAGGGCAACACAACACAAUAACUAUAGUAUUCUUUGUACUUCAAGCCACCUUUUGUCAGUGGUCAUAGCUCUGGCUCCUCUGAGUGUUAGAGGGAUACCAGAUUAGGAGAAACACUCACUAGAAUAAUCUAAGACUGGUUAUUUAAGGAGAAAUUGCAAUGAUGAUGCACAAUGUGUCAAUUUCUCAUGCCUCAGAAUUGUGCCUUGAGAUGACAGUUUGAUCUGUGACUCGUUUUUUUGCAGCCAUUCCAUUUUUAUGCAGCUUUGGGCAGGAGUGUCUUGCUGCUGGACAGUGCCACACAAGUACAUGCACAUGCCAUGCCUUUCACUGCUGGGUGUGGAGCAGGUGCCAUAGGAGGAGGUGGUGUCAUGUUUUGUACAUAUAACCUACUCUCUGUGGUUGUAUUUUGCUACUCUUUUAUUACACAGGUAGCAUAGUGUUUUUUGAGAACUUUUCACAUGUUUACUGGGGAACACUGCUGAUUCUUUGUUCCCUUUGGUACCACUUUGAAUCACAACAAAUGCCUUUUAUUCCAUUGCAUUUUAGUACUGUGGUCAGGAAAGGAAGUAAGAAAGCUGUUGUUGGUGUGAAGAAGUUUAGCUUUGGGGCCCAGAGUCACUUAAACUUAGAAGCCAAGGUUUGUGUUAGCUGUUGUCUUUUCUCUCAAGCAGUCAGUGAAGGAACUUGAAAUAGGUUGACAUGUAUGAGAAAUUGUUUGCAGUGGUGCUUGUAUAGUUCUUGCUUCUUACAUUCCAACGAAAGGUUCUAAAGGUUCUGUGGGAGGCUGUGAAUGAGGGACUGUCCUUCACUCACCAUCUCAUAACCCAGGUGCCAUUGCCACUUAGAGGUGCAAGUUUUUUGGUGUUUGCUCUUGAGUGAUUGUUAGUUGAGAUCAUAGGUUGAUAUCCAGCACAUGCACACACAAACACAUACAUAUCUGACUGAUGUGCCUUCUUACUGAAACAUUGAAGUACAAAUUGUUUGGCACAAGUGUUUACCUGUCAUGCCCUGAGGCAUGCUGCUUUUGUGGUAUUGGGAAUUCUUUGAUGUGUUAGAUUCUUUGUUGUUUUGAGGAGAAACCCAAGUAUUGCAAAUGAGACAGCUGUGUAUGUGUAUAGACAUAAUUCUUGGUAGAUAUUUUAAACUGUAUUUUGCACUUUGUAAUUUUAAAUGAAUUUGGUACAAUAUGAAAUAAUUUUAAAUUAUUAGCAGUCAUAGUAUUGCAGUGCAGAUGCCCAUGUAUAUCUAUAGAACUAAUUCACAAAUAUUUAAAUCUGCAUCUGCACAUUACCUCUAUUUCAGAUCAAACUUUUAAUAUAUAAAUUAAUCUUAAACAAUUAGCAGCAUUCCAGAGUAUUGCAAAGGAGACAGCUGUGUAUGUAUAGAACUAAUUCAUAGAUAUUUUAUUCUGCAUUUGCACGUUUACUACUAUUUCAAAUUAAACCUAUAUGAAAUAGUAACAAUUGGCAACAUUCCAUACACUGUAGAGUUUGUACUUCACCAUAGAGAUAGGCAUUGGUUUGGUGGUGAGGACGAGAAGUGAUAGCAGCUUUACACUGCACAUUCCAGGGGGUUGUAGCUACCGGUGCUGUACUGGUGUUGUAGUAGAGUGUUAGUAAAGUGUAGUGAACAGUUUCUUGGAUAAGUCUAGAAAGUUGUAUAUUUGAUCUCAGUGUUGAUGGACACGAGGUAGUGGGAGGAGCAGGUAGUGUUGUACUGCUGCAGUGUGCAUGGCUGAUGUGUCACUAGGACAGACAGGCAGCAUGGACAGUUGUAAUGAAGCCACAGUAGCUUGGAAAUGUACACACACACAAACUCAUAAGGUAAUAAUUUAACUGCAAAGUACAGAGGAUAAAAGUAUUUAAUAUUAAUUGUAUAUUGUGACUGGUUUUAUUGCAGCUUACAUCUGCUUGGUAAAUGCCUCAUAAAAUUCAAACAUUCUCAUUCUUUAUUCUCAGAGUUUUUAUAUUAAGCUUAAGUAAAUGUAAAAUUUAUUAUUGUAGAAAAUCUGCAGGCUUAUGGAGGAAAAUUUUUAGCCUACAAUAAGGAUACUCAAGAUAUCUAUAUAUUUAAAUUUUGUGCAUAGAAGUUUUUCUUCAUAUAUUAUAGUUUAUAGCUUUCAUUAUUUGACUGUGUGUUAAGGUGGAGGCCAUGCUCACAGUGCCUCUUGCCUUGGCGUAACAGCUUCCUGUGUGGCACUGGUCAUGGGGUCACUGUGAGGAGCAAGGAGGCCUGCACCACUUGAGGCUCUGUGCUGCCUCCAGCCUUUAAUUAUGUGUUGAGUUAUUCAUAUUACCCUUCACAUUAUAAUGGUAUUCUAAAAUUGGAAUUCUGGUAUUAUUGUGGUGCAACUAUUUCCACAUGUGUAUUUAAUGGUGCAGCUUAUCAGUUCUUAUUUAUCAAGUAUAAAUAGUAUUGAUGCAGCUUCAUGUGAAAAGCAGAAAUCAAGCCCUUUUUGUAACAGCAGUUUGAAAUAAUUAUAUUUAUUACUCAAUUUUCAUAUUUGUAAGAAGGACUUCCUUCAUAGUUGCUAUAGUGAAAUAUAUAUACCAAAUAAUUUAUACUCUCCAGGUUGCUAUUUUAUCAUAGUACAGAAAACAGCUUGUGUAAUGUGUGUAGCUAAUAUAAAGGCUUUCAGGUCAUAGGUAGAGGCUGCUCUAUAUAGUAUUUACAAGCAGUAUGCUUUAGUACCUCGCACUGUGCCCAUGUUGACCCAAACAUGGACACACAGUGCUUUGUUUAUUUUCAUGGUGGCAGGUUUUGGUUAUGAUUGAGGCAAAUUUUGAUCAUCUUCACACAAAUUGUACGACACUUGAGGGGAUGUGUGAUGGCAUGAUCAGUUUUGUGACAUGCAUUCCAGUCUGGCAUUCCAGCAGAGGCCCUCCAGGAUUAGUAAGGAGGGACUUGAUCCUGCUGGAGGCAACCAUCAGCCCUCCAACAAUAUAUAUAUAUAUAUAUAUAUAUAUAUAUAUAUAUAUAUAUAUAUAUAUAUAUAUAUAUAUAUAUAUAUAUAUAUAUAUAUAAGACCGCUUUACUGUUUAUUCUUGAGCCAGAAACAGAUGUGAAGUCAAGUAGUGAGGGAUGAGAGCUGCAGACACUUGACUGCUUUCUUUGAUUUUGUCCUGAGCAUGGAUGAUGGGACAGAUCUCUUUAAUUCAAUGAGCAGGUUGAGGCACUGAAGGGCUUUUCCAUGAGACUCAAUGAAGGCAAGAAAUGAUUAGUAAUGUAGGAAGUAUAAAUUAUUUGAUGGGUGAGAUGAUGAACCAGACAGCAGCCAUAGCCAGAGUGUAGCUUUUAGUGUCGUUUAAAGUGUGUGAGAGGAAAAAAACUUUCUGCAUCUCCAUUGGCACUAAACCUUAUCCUUCAUUGAUGAAUUUGUAGAUGUGCAGUUAGAAAAAUUUAUACACAUAUACCAAUGCUUUAUAUUUUUUGUAUUAGACUAUAAAUUAGUAGAUUAUAUUUAUUUUGAGAUUUAUUAGCAUGUAGAAAUUUAGAGAGACUUCCUGUAGGCUUUGUAACAGCAGGAAUUAUAAUGCUCAUUUUUUUUUUAUAUGAACAAUGUGGAUUAUUGAUAUUUGACUGGAAUUUUCCUGAGGUAUGGAAGGGAUAUGUAGGUGUCAUUAGACAAUAUCACCUUCCAACAAAGAAAUAACAUCCUCCAGACCCUUACCUUACCUAAACAUCAGUGUCUUUUCAUAUUUUUAACCAUCCAUCUAUUGCAUUACCACAGCGCUGCAUGAAUUGUGAUGUCAGGCACUUUCCCAUCUCUCAAUAACCUGAUGCCAUAGUAAGUUAUUUUCCCCCAUCUAUCUUCUGCACACUCUCUUCAUUGCUUUAGCCUGAAGUGAUAUGCUUUUUCUGCUUCUCAAGGCAAUUCCAGAAUACAAAUGUACAUGUAAACAUUUCCUCAUCUCAUACAAUCAAGUGGCUGUACUGGAAGCUAUUGGGGGUUUUCAAGGGUGUUUUUAUGAUUCUAGUGAUAGUUUAAAAAGAUACCUGAAUUAUCAGUUGGAAAAACUCCCAUGAAGACUUGAUGAAACCUCUGUGUGGCCUUUGAAAUAGUGUGGAUGAGGGGAGAAAGUGUUAAAGAAUAUGAAGGUACCAAGUGUAGUGUAAGCAGUGGGCAUCCUUGAGUCAAGAGGCAGCCGUGUUCCUCAUUGUUUUUCAUAAUGAGCACGUUUUAUUGGGAUGUUUUCUUAACCUAUUUUUAAUGUGCAGUUUUACUAAGAAGGUAAUGGCUGAAGUUUUAUGUUUUUGAUGUUUUUGUGUUUUCUGGUAACUUUCUUUGUACUUUUUUUUUUCUUUAAUGAGCAGGUUUAUAAGAAGUUAAUGAUGGGCUGUAAUUACACGUUUUUUUGUCCAUUUGUAAUGAUGCAUUUUUUUGUACGAGUUGUAUUGACAGUUUUUGUGGUUUACAGCUGAAUCAGAUGCAUAAAUUGCAUACUUUGCAUAGAAUUAUCUGUAUUUUUUUAUAUUUUAGAUAUUUCAGAGGGAGUAUGUUUUGAUUGAGUUGUUUUCUUGCUCAUAUGAGUAGUUGUAUCUAUCUGUCUAUAUCUAUCUGUCUAUUAAGUUCCAGAUGAGGAAAAAGGUGUAUGUAGUCAUUAGCUGUAAGGAUAGCUAAGAGAUAUAUAGAUGCCACAGCUUCAGAAUUGUGCUUAAUUAGUGUAAUGGACAGACCAGGAGAGUCUAAACGCCAAUUAUGUUAUAACCAAAACACAUAUUCUCAAGAUAGUAGGCAGCACAGGUCAGCUGGGGUUGAAAUAUUAGAUGAGCAAAGCAGGAAUGACCUAAACUAAAGCGGCAACUAUAGAGAAUGAGAAAAUAGUGUCCAUUCCUCUUAUCACCACUAAUGCUCCAUGAUUGACCCCAAAACACACCUGUCUGCAUACCUGUCUGUUUUACCUGUUGUAUUGUGUACCUGUGACCCACCCUCACCUACCCUGACCUCCCAGUGACCCAGGCUCAGAGGUCAUGGUGCAGUGUUUCCUGGGAAGGAGAUAAAUAUGCCUUGCUGUUGGUGACUUUUUGGAGUCGCUUAGGUGCCAGUGUUGCUGAUACAGAACCCAGUGUGCUAGACCAGGUUGCUGCUGAUGCACAUGUUGACUUAUUUUUUAUUUAAAAAAAAAUUUUUGUACAUACACUUAUUUUUGUCAGUUUUCUGUAUCUGAUUUAUGAGGGAUCUGAUUCUUUUUUUUUUUUUAUCCAUUUCCCUGCCUCCUAUUUAAAAAUAAAAGGGAAAUGGAUUAUUGCAAUUUUUCAGACGAUUUGUAUAUAUUUUCCUGUAUUUUUUUCUGUCGCUCUUUCCUGCUUUCUCAGUAUUUAAUUCAUUCUCAGAUAAUUUGGUAAUGACUGAUUUUGUUUUGUUGUUUCAUUUCUUUUUUGUUUCAAGUGAGAUGUCAUUGCAUGACUUGAAUAUAUGAUUAUGUAUUUUUUA
Molecule: messenger RNA, 11406 nt
Organism: Scylla paramamosain (green mud crab)
Lineage: Eukaryota; Metazoa; Arthropoda; Malacostraca; Decapoda; Portunidae
Product: mediator of DNA damage checkpoint protein 1-like
Exons: 18
Coding region: 553-5436 (1627 amino acids)
Biological process (GO): neurotransmitter receptor transport postsynaptic membrane to endosome; establishment or maintenance of epithelial cell apical/basal polarity; receptor clustering
Cellular component (GO): adherens junction; basolateral plasma membrane; postsynaptic membrane
Molecular function (GO): protein binding
Source: RefSeq, a predicted model, not a curated record